Hypoxylon fragiforme is the source of this 1944-nucleotide messenger RNA. RefSeq names its product TFIIA-domain-containing protein. Gene Ontology annotation, biological process: transcription initiation at RNA polymerase II promoter; transcription by RNA polymerase II. The record is from RefSeq and is a predicted model, not a curated record. Bases 304 to 1209 code for a protein of 301 amino acids. The transcript has 2 exons. Lineage: Eukaryota; Fungi; Ascomycota; Sordariomycetes; Xylariales; Hypoxylaceae. Gene Ontology annotation, cellular component: transcription factor TFIIA complex.
CCCCCUUUUUUUAUUUUAUCAUCAUGAACCAAAAAAGGGGAAGAAGUAAAAAAAAACCAAAAAAAGACUCCCCAAAAUGCACAUAUACAACUUAUGAAUAUCUUAUGAAUAUUUAAACUAAUUUUUCAUUGGCAUUAGGGAUGGCAGAAAAAGUUGUCUCAGCAACAGCUGGCUAACUUCCCGUGGGACCCCAAGCCUGAUCCUCCUGCCCCUGCUGCAGCUGCUGCCGCUGCACCACAACUUGCUCCGGUUCCCGAGCCUAUCCCCCAGCAGCCGACAUCAAAUGCAUACGGCCAGCAGCAUAUGCCGCAGGCUCAAGGUCUUACCAUGCCGAUGUCCAUUGGUCAGCCUUCUAACGAUUCUAUGAUCAAGCAUGAGCCAGGUGUUAAGACCGAACCUGGCCUUGAGAAUGCGUCGAUGAUCCCUCAAGCCCCUCAGCAGGGCGCCCAUGGUGUUGUUCAAGAGCGUGUGUCUCAGCAACUACAAUCUAUGUAUGGCGACCGUGCAGCGGCAUCUAUCAACAAGCUUAGAGAAUCCCACUUGAACGGUACGCAGCCGCCAAACCAGCAGAGGCCCGGCAAUCAACCUAUGCCUCCCAACUACGCCGGGCAGUACCAGGGCCAACCUCAGCAGCAAUACCGACAAGGAAUGCCGCCCAAUGCCACCGGACAGCAGCAGCAGCGCCCCCCCGUGCAAAAUGGUCAGAGACCCGCUCAAUCUCAGAUGGAUGGCGCAGAUGAUGCCGAGACUCAUCUUGGCGUGCUUCUUCGUCGCAGUCCAACCGGAGCCAAUGUGGAGAUGGGAAGAGUCGAGAUCGACAACUUGCUCCAUGCUCAGAUCGCAGCUAAGGCGAAGGCAAUGGAAGGCGGUGGCCUGAUGGUACCACUCAAGCGUACGGGCAAGAAACAACCCGUUUUACUUCAACCCACACCGGCAUCCGCCGGCAUCUCCCAAUUCGAUGGCCCGGGCGAUAGUAUCAAGGAGGACGAGGAGGAGGAUGUGGAUGCCAUCAACUCGGAUCUCGAUGACCCUGAUGAUAACCUCGAAGAAGAUGACGAGGAUGAGGACGGUGGUCAGAUCAUGCUUUGCAUGUAUGACAAGGUGCAACGCGUCAAGAACAAGUGGAAGUGCGUCCUAAAGGACGGUGUACUUAGCGUCAAUGGCAAGGACUACGUCUUCCACAGAGCUACCGGCGAGUAUGAAUGGUAGUGAUGAAGCAGGUUUAUACCCUUGCACACGACCCAGACACACGUUUUACCUUGUACAAGACAUUCCCCAUCUCAUAUUUUGCGGCGUUUCUCUCACGGAUAAUUGGUACCAUUGUGUUCCCCUUUCUCUGCCUCGCCGGUAUCAUUGUCGCCUGGGUCAAGCACCACAUCAUGGUGGGCGGACAGGGGGUGAAAAGAGCAAAGCUUUCCUUCGGAUUUGAUCUAAACCUAGAUCAGGCCUACUGAGGACAUCCUACAACUCACUCCGGCUAGGGAAGUUGGCCAACUCACAUUUGAUUAAGUUCUCUGCAGUUUUCAUUGUUCCGUCUUGCACUUCUGCGUUUGAGGGUGAAUCAGAUAUUGCGUUUCAGCCCCCCAAAAAAGCCCCCAGAACAGGAUGAGGUAUCGAUCAGGAGAGAGGUAAAAUAGAAAGAAAGAAGAACAAGAAAGAAGAAAGGACACAAAAUAAAUACAAGACUGCCAGGCAGCAUGGAGAAGAUUCCAUGACAGAUGUACGAAUAGCAGAUCCUUCUCUAAUUAUGAUGCAUUCUUGUUUCCUUACAAUGUGGCUUGUGACUCUCAUGUCGAAUUAGGCAUGUUGUAGGCGAUGAAAAAGGGGUAAUGGAGGAGUAAUUCCUGUGACAACAUACUUAUACAGGCUCAAAAUAAUAUAUCCUCAUGGUAUCGGGUGUUCACCUCGUUAGGAUGGACCAGGUACUAGGUAGGUAUAUGUGAG